UAUUUGCAGGAUUUUCUUCAGACAUCUGGUUCUGCCAUGAUGUUACCUGCUGUUAACUGGAGAGCAAUUCGUCACCUUAUAGAACAGACCGAGAAGAAUGACAAAUGGAAUGUUGUGAGCAUAAAUGGAAUGGAAUUACCUGAUGUAAAGACUCCAUCAUCUAAGAACACCCUAUUCUUGGUGACUUUACCACCGGUCAACAGAAUUAAUGACAAGUCAGCACUGAAAACACUUACUGAAAAUGAUAAAAUAAUUAGAAAUGUAAUCUCAGCUCUGAAUAACAAAGGUAUUUCAUAUUCUGCUAUCUACACUGCCGAGAGACCUUCAGCUACUUACCAAAGGAUGGAUGCAGCAGUUCAGACAGGACGACGGCUGAUGGCUACUACCACAGUCUCAUAUCCUCCCUUAAACGUAACAAAUGGCACAGGCACGUGUAUUAUCUUCUAUGCUACCAAUUUUACCAUCACUGCUAACAAAACAAACAUGAUCGAUCUGACUGCUCUAACCUUUACUGCUGGAAAUGUCAACACCUCAGCAUCUGAAUGCACGAGUACUAAUACAACGUUAUCAUUAAAAUACCAGAAUCCAUUGACGGGAUUUAAUGGAAUAGAAAUUAGGUUUAACAUGCAAAACAACUUCUACACAGGCUCUGCUCGAAACUGGUUUACCUUGGAUACCAUGGAGAUCAUUCAAGAUAACGGACAGACUGCAGUAUUUAAUGUCUCUAUUGUUUCAGCACCUGCAGAGUAUUCGUUUCACUGUCAGGAGGUUGGAACUAGCAGUCGAUAUGGAGCAGUCCUUACUCCUGUGAAUUCUGUGGCACAGCAAUGGAGUGUCUAUAUUUAUGAGUUUCAGAUUCAAGGUUUCAAUGUGAAUGGCGGCCUGUUUUCAUACGCCAGUGACUGUACAUCAUUCUUCACGGCUCCCAUUUGGAUGGCUAUUGUGACAUGCCUUGUGCUUCUCUACAUUGUGACAUAUGGACUCCAUAUGAUCAUGCAACUGACAACCAAUGAGAGGUUUGAUGAUCCUAAAGGGCAAACCUUGUCAGUGCCUCAAACCGAGUAGAGUUACAUUGUUAAUUAUGUCUUGUAGAUUAAUCAGUUGUUACAUUCAGUUGUUACUUAUUGAUUUACUAAGUUAUUAUGCUGCAUUGUUUUCAGUAACUAAGUUUAUUUGGCAUCUAUAAUACUAACUUUAAUUUUAGUAAAUAAUUCAGCAAAAUGAAGAAAAAUAAAUGUGCUUUCUAUAAAGUGCUACGGUAGCAUGUCUUUUGUAUGCCAAAUUAGAUAUGAACAAAUGUCACCACAUGUUAACAUUCUUAACCACUAGCAGUAUAAACAGCAAUAAAAGUUUCAUGUGUGUUAAAUGUCAAAUAAUGCUUAAAUAAAAUCAUUAGCUUUAUUUACAGCAUGACAAAUUAUACUUUUUCAAUGUAAUAUGUUUAGAUUAUAAACUUCUGCUCAUAUUUCAUUUUCUGUUCUAGCUGAUACAAUGAUAGGCUGAUCUAUGUAUUUCCUAUCAUUGAAAUGAGAUUCUUCCUUCAGGAACUUCGGCUGCGAUUUGCUUCAUGAUAUUUUACAAACCUAACCGAGCUGUAACAUGAAGCAGAUGCCUCAUUUAAAUUGCAAUGCAGUAAAAAUAAAAACAAAUGGAUGCACUCAUAAAUAUACACAUGCAAGACAUACAUUCAUUCUUUCUAGACACAUUAUUGCUAGUCUUCUUCUUGUUUCGGCUUUUUCCUGGUUAGGGGUCACCACAGCAGAUCACCUGCCUGCUCAUGAUUGGCAGUGGAGUUUUACGGUGUCAAGUUGCCAGCCCAACG
Protopterus annectens (West African lungfish) is the source of this 1822-nucleotide messenger RNA. RefSeq names its product V-type proton ATPase subunit S1-like. The record is from RefSeq and is a predicted model, not a curated record. NCBI's taxonomy places the organism in Eukaryota, Metazoa, Chordata, Ceratodontiformes, Protopteridae. The annotation marks the transcript as partial. Gene Ontology annotation, cellular component: proton-transporting V-type ATPase complex. The transcript is spliced from 7 exons.